GGCCCGCGCCCCGCCGCCGGCGGCCGGCCAUGCUCAUCACGCUGUGCUACCUGUACCUGUGGGCGCGCUGGGGGCGCCGGCCCGCCGCGCUCGUGCGCGCCACGGUGCAGCGGCUGCGCGCCUCGCGCUGCUCCUUCACCUUCUGCGGCGCGGCCGCGCUGCCCCGGGGCGCCCGCGUGUGCCUGAGCCGCGGCGGCCGCGUCUUCUGCGUCGGCGAGAGCCAGUCCAUUGAUGACUUGAACAAAUGGGCCCUGUUUCUCGUUUCUCCAUUUAUCCUUGAAGCAGAACACGUAGCUUUUGUGACAGAGAGCAUUUGGGUGCAAGGUGAGAAUUUGCAGAGACCGUCCUCCUCUUCAGAAACCCUUGUGAAGUGGUCAGACUGUUGUUUGCCGUUGGCCUGCAGACCUGGGGAUCCGUAUCAGUUAAUUGCCGAAGCCAGUGUGGACGACUUCAGUAAGCUGGGGGUGGCGUUCCUGGAAGACAGGCUCCAGAUGGCUAAUGGACUGAUCCCCCAAAAGAUCGUGUCUGUGCACUUGCAGGACUCCGCUCUGAAGGAACUUAAGGAUCAGGCCUCAAACAAACAAGCUGAAAUCCUGCAGCCGAGCCCUGAGGCUUCUGUUGAGAAUAAGCCUGAGCUGGACGUCAUGGAGCACAUUGGCCAAGAGGAGCUGAAGGUUCUCGGGCCAGAAGCCACGCAGCAGAAAGGAGGUGCCUCUGGGAGCGAGCCUGCCGGGGAGAGUGACAGAGGAGUGGGCUCUCUCGAGCUCUGUCACCUCCAUCUGUCUAGUUGCCACGAGUGUUUGGAGCUUGAGAACAGCACCAUUGAAUCCGUCAAGUUUGCAUCUGCAGAGAACAUUCCGGAUCUUCCCUAUGAUUACAGCGGCAGUUUGGAGAGUAUUGCUGAUGAUGUCUGCCCUGAGAGAGAAGGGAGGAGAGUCAACAUCACGGGAAAGGCCCCCAACAUCCUCCUCUACGUGGGCUCUGACUCCCAGGAAGCCCUGGACAGGUUCCAGCAGGUCCGGUCCGUUCUGGCCGACUGUGUGGACACCGACAGUUACACCCUCUACCACCUGCCGGAGGAAAGUGCUCUCAGAGACCCAUGGUCAGACAACUGUCUGUUGCUGGUCAUUGCCACCAGGGAGUCUCUUCCCGAGGACCUGUCCCGGAAAUUCAUGGCCUAUCUUUCUCAGGGAGGGAAGGUGUUGGGCCUGUCUUCAUCCUUCACAUUUGCUGGCUUCCAGGUGACAAGCAAGGGCGCCCUGCAGGAGACAGUCCAGAACCUGCUUUUCUCCAAGGUCGACCAGAGCCAGGUGAAGCUCAGCGUCCUGAGCAGCGGCUGUGUUUACGAGCACCCUGGGGAGUGGCUCAGCCUGGGCAAGCUCCAGGGCCACCUGGAGAACGAGGACAAAGACAGGCUGAUUGUGCAAGUGCCUUUUGGAACAUGUGGAGGAGAAGCUAUCCUUUGCCAGGUGCACUUAGAACUACCUCCCAGCUCUUCAGUGGUGCGGACUCCGGAAGAUUUUGAUCUGCUCAAAUCGAGCAAUGUGAGAAGAUACGAAGUGUUGAAGGAGAUCCUGACAACCCUGGGCCUCAGCUGUGACGUUCAGCAAGUUCCUGCCUUAACGCCUCUCUACUUACUGUCGGCGGCCGAGGAAAUCCGGGAUCCUCUUAUGCAGUGGCUGGGGAAACGUGUGGAUCCUGAAGGAGUAAUACAAUCCAGCAAGGUCUCCCUUAAGUUUGUUUCAUCAUACACAUCUGAAAUAGAGAUCACCCCCGCUGCUAUACCUGUGGUGACUGACGUGGAGGCCUUCUCAUCAGAAAACUUUAACUUAGACAUCUACCGACAAAAUUUGCAGACAAAGCAACUUGGAAAAGUAAUUCUGUUUGCUGAAGUGACACCCACCACGAUGAGUCUUCUGGACGGGUUGAUGUUUGAGAUGCCGCAGGAAAUGGGUUUAAUAGCCAUCGCAGUCCGCCAAACGCAGGGCAAAGGGCGGGGAAGGAAUGCUUGGCUGAGCCCCGUGGGAUGCGCUCUUUCUACCCUGCUUGUCUCCAUCCCGCUGAGAUCCCAGCUGGGACAGAGGAUUCCGUUUGUCCAGCAUCUGAUGUCCCUGGCGGUCGUGGAGGCAGUCAGGUCCAUUCCUGAGUAUCAGGAUAUCGACUUACGAGUGAAGUGGCCCAAUGAUAUUUAUUACAGUGACCUCAUGAAACUUGGUGGAGUUCUGGUUAACUCAACGCUUAUGGGAGAAACGUUUUAUAUACUUAUUGGCUGUGGAUUUAACGUGACUAACAGUAACCCUACCAUAUGCAUCAACGAUCUCAUCCUAGAAUACAACAGGCAACACGGGACAGACCUGAAGCCCUUAAGAACUGAUUUCCUCAUCGCCAGGACUGUGACCGUGCUGGAGAAACUCAUCGACACGUUUCAGGACAAAGGGCCCAAUGGCGUUCUUCCCCUUUAUUAUAAAUAUUGGGUACACAGUGCUCAGCAAGUCCGGCUCGGAAGCUCCGAGGGGCCAACGGUGUCGAUAGUCGGCCUAGAUGAUUCUGGGUUCCUUCUGGUUCACCAGGAGGGUGGCGAGGUGGUGACCGUGCAUCCGGAUGGCAACUCCUUUGACAUGCUGAGAAACCUCAUCAUCCCUAAACAGCGGUAGUCCCCGUCUCCAGGAAGACAGAGAGACAGAGACAGCCCCGGGCCUGCCGUCCUUGCUCACUGGGCCUGCUGCUUGGGCUGGGCUGCGGGAGAGAGGGCAGAGAGGGCAGCAGCUGAGAUGAGCCGGGGGUGACGGAAGUGCAGAACCCCCAGAGAAGCAUUCCAGUUGAAUUUCUGCAGCCCGUGGAUUUGGAAAACUAAUUUAGAGUUGCAGGCAAAUUUUUUCUCCCUCCAAUUAAUCUGUUUAAUUCUUUAAUUUUGUUCUGUCUGCUAUCAUUUUAUUUGAAGAUGUUCUGGAGUAGAGGGUUGACAAGUGGAAGAUUUAGUUCAGGUAAAGCCCCACCAUAGGUGUGAAAUUGUUCUCUCCCUUGAGCUUUGAUGUGUGUUUCUUGGCCGGAAAAAAAAAAAAAAAAAAAGGUUUAUACAUGGAAACAGAAUGGAAUAAUGCAAAUGUUUUCCCAGUAGUGAAGACCUUUAUCCCUAGACUAUUAAAAGAUAAAUCAAAAAAAGCUCUCCAGCCUAGGCUAGUGGUGAAUUAGAGGUAUGGUAACACUGUUUAUAAGCAUCCAGGGAGGUGUUUUCCUACAGGAACAUACAUCAUCACUUAGUCAUUUUAUUUAUUUUUUUGUUAACGAAGAAAAGAGAAGGUAGAGUUCCGAAGAGUUCCUCUCGGCCUCGUGGUUUGGGGUCCAAUAACAGCGUCUGAAUGCCUACAGAGAUGCGUCUAGCUGGUACGGUUGCAAUGAUCUUGUCCAGGAAAUCAGUUCAUUACUUUGACGUUAAUUUACGAGCUCUCCUUUCAUAAGUUUAAAUUUACUGCCUACUCUGAAGUGAUGAGAUCAAGUUCAAGAUCCUUAAAGUGUUGAUUAGGCAUUGCCUGGAUGUGGGGGUGGGUGGUUUGGCUCUAACAGCUGGAGAUGAAGUCUCGCUCUCAUACCGCAUGCAAGGGAGGAUUUAGAGCUUUUAAGCCAGUUUCAGGCUUGCUUUGAAAUGGGGAGCGUUCCUGCCAGACUGUGCAGUACACAGAAUGUAGAAGUAUGUGGCAUUUUAUUCGUAAGUCUUAAUUUUUUUGCCCCUUUUUCCUGUAUUGCCGAGAGAGAAAAUGUUACUGAUACUGAAUGCCAUCAUUUAGGAGGGAGGAUGUGUGUGUGUGUGUGUGUAUGUGAAGCUUUAAAAGAUGUUCAGACUCUGAUGCCCUAAGUUUUCCACGGAAGAACAAAAGAAAGGAAGCCUUUUGAUACGCACUUGCUAUUUCCAGAUGGACUCCACGCUUUUUCCAUGUAACUCCUAUCUGUGUUGAACUUCUGAAUCAUACACAUUACUUUUCAGCCUUAAAA
This is a messenger RNA of Equus caballus (horse), 3990 nucleotides long. RefSeq names its product holocarboxylase synthetase (gene HLCS). Gene Ontology annotation, cellular component: cytoplasm. Gene Ontology annotation, biological process: protein modification process. Gene Ontology annotation, molecular function: biotin--[biotin carboxyl-carrier protein] ligase activity. The record is from RefSeq and is a predicted model, not a curated record. NCBI's taxonomy places the organism in Eukaryota, Metazoa, Chordata, Mammalia, Perissodactyla, Equidae.